AUCUCGCGCCGUCCACCUUCAGUCAGUCUACCGGAGCGAGCGGUGCGAGUCGAACGCAAAUUUUUCGGGAUCGUGCGCGCGCGUGCCAAUAACCGUGACAGAUCGUGCUUGAGGCCGGGAACCGGGACCGGGAGUGUAUUUAUCAUACAUUUAUUUCUGCCACGGCACCGGACGUCGUUGGCGGAUUAUCUCGGAGGAGCGAAAUUGGGAGUUUAUUUUCUUAUUUUGUGAUUCGUUCCAGUGAAAAUAUUAGCGCCGGAAACAAACCUGGAACAGACAUAUUCUAAUCGAUCAAAAGCAGCGUGGAGUGUGCACGCACGACAGGCGAGGAGAACGCUGUUUUUGGUUUGGUUUUAGUGAUUUAUUACGCGAUCACCCGGUGACACCAGAUAUCUCGAAUCCGUGUGAAUGGGAAGGAGAUGAUCUGUUGUAGUAUGAGGAUCGUAAAUCGAUCACCGCAGAUGAAUCAAAGCAGGAAAAGAUGAACGGGUCAAUCGAUAAUGGUUAGCAGGUCCUCCUGAGAAUGGCUCCAACAGUGUACUCGCCUUUGGGGGAGUGAGUGAUCUUAUCGCAUCGGACUGCGAUCUUCGGAAAAAAUAAAUUUAAAUUUUGGACUCCGAGCGUUUCAACGGGAAACGUGGAGAAACCAAUUGGGGCAGGAAAUCGUUCAUCAUUAUCUUCCCGAGAAGUGAGAUAGAGCAAAGAGAAAAAAAAAUAAAACAAGAUCGGUGCUAGGCCGUCGAAGGUGUCAUGCCGAGGCGUUUUGUGUUCUGUUUGCCUCCUCUGAAACGCCACAAAUAAGGCUUAAAGAUAGUGCGAGCUCAGAAACACGAUACCUCCUUAUAAGUGAGUCAGUGUCUUAGAUGGAAACAAAACAAGAAAAAAAAGCCUUAGUGCGUACCGGGUUUCGCAAAUCAUCAGUGGUUCCAAGUGAUAUUCGGAAAGAUCAGGCGUGAAAGAGCAUAUCUACCAACUAGUCGCGAUCAGUAGGAUCGAUGAUUAUAAGUUCGAAGUAAACGUGGAGCUGCCCAAAAAUACGAAAAGCAAUCAGAAGAGGGCCAGCCAGCAAAAAAGUGCUAAUUUAGUGGCUAAAGAUCAAACAUUGGGUUUUGAAAGCGUGUUUGCCAUUUAUUGGAUCUACCAAGAAGAAGAAAUAUUUGCCACUUUUUUACGCUCCACCACAGUUCGAACGUGCUACUGAAUUCGUUGCCCGUUUUUUUACGCGAGGCCAUAUUUUUGCGACCGAUUGCGAUUUAGGGAAGUGGAAAUUGUCCUUCUUGGAAGUUGGGGCUUUUUUGGGGCAGGGAUCCCUUGAGCCAACUAAGAAAAAAAGGAAGAAAAUGAUGAAGUAUGCUUCUGGAGCAGUCGGCAGCGGAGUUUGGCGGCAGCAGCUGUUACGGUGGAUGCUGAGGCUGAAUCUGAUCUUUGGGUUGUUUCUGACUUGCUCGAUGGUUGCGCAAGCAGAAUCAAAAUUGCAAGGUCUCUACACACAUCACCUGGAAGACUCGGCCCAGUUGGUGGUUCCACGGAAAGUGAAUCACCGAGGCGAGUUUCUAUCGCAUCGAUUAGUACAUCAUCAUCAUCAACAACAACAACAGCAUCUAGAUCGCCAGAGGCCUAAUGAUGGGCAGCAUAGUUUAGAUUACGAUUCCCAGCAGGACUGGGAUCAGAAUAGGAUAGUUGAAGAUCUAGACAACAUCUACGGCCGUAGAGUUAAACGAUCAGCAAGUGCAGACAAUGCUGGAGAAGAAUUGGCAGAUCCCAAGAAACUACACUACCAUGUGGAUGUUGGGGAUCAAACGUUGCAUCUGGAACUAGAGCCAUCAACGGAAUCGUUCGUAGCGCCAUUAAUGGUAGUGGAACGGCAUCGACGAGAUCUACGCACCAGAUCGCGCUCCAAGAAGCACAUUCACAGCUGUCACUACCAAGGGCACAUCCGAGGUCACGACCAGUCCCGAGUUGCUCUGUCCGCCUGCCAAAAUGGUUUGGACCCCUUUUUCUUUGUCUCGUAUGAAGUUUGCUGUUCGGAGGACGAGAAGCACGUGCAGUUGAGGCCGGUAAUUGCCGAAAAAGCACCGUUAGUGCUGUUCACCGAAGCGACCGACUGUCCCUAA
Uranotaenia lowii is the source of this 2114-nucleotide messenger RNA. RefSeq lists its product as uncharacterized. The record is from RefSeq and is a predicted model, not a curated record. Bases 1341 to 2114 code for a protein of 257 amino acids. Lineage: Eukaryota; Metazoa; Arthropoda; Insecta; Diptera; Culicidae. The transcript is spliced from 4 exons.